CCAGUCAUGCAAAUUGAGCAAAAGUAUAAAUGAGUGAGAUGCAACAGAUGCAGAAACAUCUCUUCCAUUGCAGCUGUUUGAAGAAUCUCAAGUAGCUUCAAAAUUGAGAAGAUGGGAACACUUUUCAUCUUGGUGGGUCUGAUCUACCACUGUGGUCUCUCUUUUACUCAAGCAUGUAGAUCAGACCUUCUAAAGGACACUAAUUUCCCAGGAAAUGACAUAACAGUUCUCCACUCACCUGAUGCUGAGCAUUGUCAACUGCUGUGCACCCAACACCCCUAUUGUCAUUUCUUUUCCUUCGUUCAACCGGACUCGACCACAGAUAGAAGGUACUACAAAUGCUACCUCAAGUCCACUCCCUUGAAACAGCCCAAAGUUCGGAUUUCACAGCAGGGUAUCACCUCUGGCUUUUCUCUCAAAACCUGUCACCCAGACCCAAGACCUUGUCUGCCCCAUGUGUACGACAAGGUGGACUUCCCAUUUGCAGACUACCGAACAUUGUUCACAGCCGACUAUCAGGAAUGUCAAAGAGCCUGCACACAUGACCCUGGUUGUCAGUUCUUUGCUUUUAUUAAGACCAGCUAUAAGUGCUGGCUGAAAACCACCUGGACAGUACCAACGAUUGCCCUGGUAAAGGCAAAGCCUGGGGAUAUAUCUGGAUUCUCACACAGGAUUCAAACAUCUGAAUACUUUGAAACAGCAUGUCAGGGCAAACUCUUUCCAAGGACUGACAUCCCAGGACAUGACAUUGUGGUACUGCCUGCUGCCUCUCCUGAACACUGUCAGACACUGUGCACGGCUCAUCCACUCUGCACCUACUUCUCUUAUGUCAGUCAUCAAUUUAGAUGUUACCUGAAGAAAAAUGAAGCUGUAAUGGCACGCAGACCUCAUGGAGAUAUCACAUCUGGGCUACCAGCACGCUUCUGUCAGCUGGAUAACAGCUGGAUUAAGAAGACCUAUGCAGGAGUAGAUUUUCAAGGUUCCGACCUUCGCUCUCUUCUGGUGAAUGAUGUUGAGACGUGCCAGAGAACCUGCACUGCUGAUCCUAACUGCCAGUUCUACACCUUCAGCACCAACAGCAGUCCUUUGAGGCGCCGCUGCUAUCUGAAGCGUUCCAUCACCAUGCCGGCUCCUCCAAGAAUUAACAAAAAUGACAACAAUGUGUCUGGUUUCUCCCUGAGAAACUGCCAAUAUAAAAUUGCUUGAAUCCAACUGUUUCAAUAAACAGGCAUUGAAAUAAACAUAAACAUAUCAAUGUACUUCAUGUACUAUGUAAUCCAAUAAAAAAUUUCAGCAGCAUACAAACUGUAAAUGACUACUUACAUGUAACAUGUUUUCUCACUUCAUUGUGUUAAACUAUUUUUCUUUCCCCUCCUUCAAAUACAGAUU
This is a messenger RNA of Scomber japonicus (chub mackerel), 1389 nucleotides long. Its product is annotated as coagulation factor XI-like. Gene Ontology annotation, molecular function: protein binding. The transcript has 9 exons. NCBI's taxonomy places the organism in Eukaryota, Metazoa, Chordata, Actinopteri, Scombriformes, Scombridae. Gene Ontology annotation, biological process: proteolysis. The record is from RefSeq and is a predicted model, not a curated record. Gene Ontology annotation, cellular component: extracellular region. Bases 112 to 1206 code for a protein of 364 amino acids.